Molecule: messenger RNA, 1913 nt
Organism: Arabidopsis arenosa
Lineage: Eukaryota; Viridiplantae; Streptophyta; Magnoliopsida; Brassicales; Brassicaceae
Source: the annotation of a GenBank genome assembly
AGGAAAAGAACUGUAUUGGGUUUGUAAUUUUUAAUGAGCUUUUAGAGCCCAUUAAUAUUUUGAGAUACUUGUUGGUUACUCAACCGCCUAGGUUUGGGGAAUAAAAUUGCAAAUUAUCAGUUGAUAACUUACGAUGGCUGGCAAAGUCGGAAACGGAGACGGCGCCACCGCCUCUGUAAGAAACCCUAGCCAUUAUUUCUCUAAUCACCGCCGCAAAAUCAAACGAGCAAGAGUUUCAAGCGAAGAUUUAGACUCAAUCAGCUCUUUGCCUGAUGAGAUCCUCCAAGUUAUCCUCUCCUUCAUCCCGACGAAAGCCGCAAUCAGAACUUCGGUCUUGUCGAGAAGAUGGAGACAUAUAUGGUGCGAUAUACCUUCCCUCUCCAUCUUCCAAGAAGGCUGUACUAAUGCCCGUGAGUCGAUAGAGAAAAUCCUAUCUCGCUACACGGCUCGCAAGAUGAUGAGUUUUGAGCUCCGUUUAAUUUGGAACUACUAUUAUCCUUACGUUUACAGUUGGAUCGAGUUUGCCAUGUACCGAAACGUGGAGAAUCUGUCGCUGACACUUUGUAUCGAAGAUAUUCCUGAUUUCUUCUACAUCAAUUCCUCUGUCAAGCAACUUUACGUUAAGUCAGGUUAUACUAAAUUGGAUCCCAAAUGCUCCGUGUCUUGGACAUCUUUGAAGAUCCUUUCAUUGCACACUUGCAACAUCUAUGACGAACCCUUUGCUAAGAUUCUAUCUGGUUCUCCGAAUCUCGAAACCUUAAGAUUGUAUUUCUGCGAUGAAUUGUGUGUUCUUGAUCUCAGCAAGUCACCUCGUCUAAAAACAUUAGAAAUAGAAAGCGAACAUUGGCUUCUGGGGGCAAAGAUUGUGGCACCACAUAUCCAUUCCCUUAGAUUGAGAUUUACAAUCUCUGAUUUUCCAUAUACUUUAGUUAAUGUCUCGUCUUUAACCGAAGCUGAACUAGACAUUGACCCUGGCUCACUUAGAAAAUUAAACAGUAGUUUUCUUCAAACCAUUGUGCUAAAGAUUAUAGAGAAGGUGCAGAAUGUAGAGAAGCUUACUUUUGGUGAAAACUUUCUUAAGGCUGUAUCUCUUGCUGAACUCCAUGGUUUUCCUUUUCCCAAGUUGAAGGCUAAAGUUUUGACCCUUGAGACAACAAUCUCUCCAUAUGUUAUUUCUGGUAUAGUAAGAGUGCUACAAAACUCACCUGAAUUAAAGAAGCUAACCAUACGCACAAUGUAUAGUGACGCCUUACGGGAGAAGAAUCUUGACAACUACUUAGAUGCCUAUGUCUUGAAUCCGUAUCAAUUCCCGGAAGUGAGGGUCUUUGGAAACAUAUACUGUAGGAAUGUAGAGUCGAAGCAUGUGGCUUUGUUCAUGGAACUUGUUCUUAAAACCACAAAGACACUAGAGAAGAUGGUGGUAAGGUUGGGACCGUAUUCUAACACAAGAGGUUUUAAAGAGUUGCUUCAGAUGGUUCCAAUGCUUUCUCACGACAACAAUGUCUCCAUUGUGCUUAGCGCAACCAAAAGUCGAAUUAGAGAGACUAAGUGUAAGAACUUUGUCAUCUUCAAUUUGUUUGGACAGCGAAACCAUGGAUUGUGGCAACAUACAAGUACUGAAUGUAUCAAGAGGAGUAUUAUUGACACAUGGAUUAACAAUGCUGGUGUUAGUCAAAGCAUGUGGCUUCCUUUAUUGAACUUUUAUGCUUAAAACAACAAAGACAAUAUAGAAGAUGCUCGUAAGGCUGAUAUGUUAUCUUAUUAAAGGAAGAGGUUUUGAAGAGUUGCUUCUGAUGUUCCAAUGCUUACUCACAUGGAUUAAGUAGACAUAUAUAUACAUCAAAUCUCAUUUUCAGUUCUACUAUAUGUAAACUCUUCUUUAUUUGGUUAGGCAAUAAUCAUGACAUUAUUGA